GAUGAGAAAGACAAGGACAAGACGGAUGGUGAUACCGGUGGCACUAAGGGGGAAGAGGACAGCGAUGAUGUGGAUGCCGGCUCCGGAGGAAAGAGGGCCAGACACACCAAAACAGCGAAAGAGGACACCCUCACAAAGGGUUCCAAGACAGCAACACAACCUGUGGAAAGCCCUCCGAAAAAGAAAGGUGGAACCGCCAAGUUGCGGCAGCAAGCCGAAGCGGAUCUAAAGGAAGCACUGGAGUCUGGAGGAUUGCUGUGGAAUUCCCCCUUCCGCGGCAACCAGUUGUCGAUGAUCGUGACGCAUCGUCACAGCCAGUGUCCCCACAGCCUGUUCGUGGGGGAGGUGCUUCGUCAGAUCUUGGAAACUGCAGAACUGCAGGAUCCGGCUUGCCUUGGUGUUCAGGAGGUUCACGUGAAAGUGGAGCAGCAGGAGGUGUCCUUGGAAUGCGAAGGCAUCAACCUCUUCGGGCUCCAAGCACUUCCUGAAAAUCUAGUGAACCAUCGAAAGAUCUACACCAACGACAUCAGGAAGAUCCUGGAGCUCUACGGCGUUGAAGCUGCGAGAGCAUCAGUGGUGAAAGAAGUGCGAAAUGUCUUUGGACACUAUGGCAUCCAGGUGAAUCACCGGCAUCUGUCGUUGAUUGCAGACUACAUGGCUCAUGGAGGUUCAAUCGAAUGGGGAUGCAGAGCUGUGCGGGGCUCGGGGCUGCCCAUGGCCGUCCGUGGCAUGUUGAAGGAACGGCCACUGUUGAAGGCGGAGUUGAAGGUUGAACCGUCUAUAGGAGAUGAAGCAGCAGUGGUACCAAGACACCAAGAGGAUCUGGAGCCAAUCUUGGAGGAGCCAGUCACAGUUGGUUGCUUUGAAGUGAUCGUGCCCACUGAAGGUUACCGUGCCCUAGGUCUCGAGGUGGAUACUACAGCCACGGUCAAAGCCCAAGGUGGCCUCAUGGUCAAGGGCAUCAACGAUGGAGCCGUGAAGGCCUUCAACAACCGCUAUCCUGCGCAGGCAAUCCAGCUCUACGACGAGUUAACGCUCCUGGAUCAGGCCACGAGCAGCAAGGAGAUCAAGUCAAAACUGGGUUCUUCAAAGCUACCAGCGAUGCUAAAGAUUGGACUCGAUCGGCCAAGGGCUGUACAGGUGACUUUGGUCAAGCCUGGCAUGUUGGGGAUCAAGCUAGAUUUCAAAGCCACUUCCGCCGGUUGCGUGGUUGAAGAGGUGUUGCCUGAGGGUCUCGUCACCAAAUGGAACGCCACGCGCCCGGAGUCGGAACGCGUUCGCAAAGGUGAUCGCGUCGUCAAGAUCAAUGGAGAGCCAUACCUAGGAAGCAAAAUGCUGGAGGUGAUGAAGCAGGAGGAUCGUUUGGAUCUGACCGUGCUGAAAUAUUCGUCCUCAGCCUGA
This is a messenger RNA of Cladocopium goreaui, 1401 nucleotides long. Lineage: Eukaryota; Dinophyceae; Suessiales; Symbiodiniaceae. The record is from the annotation of a GenBank genome assembly.